AUGUCCCAAAAGGCAUACACUAAUUUCAUCGUUAAUAUUAUAUCCAACGUAAUGGAUCCAAAGCAUACUCACUGUGCAAAUCACGAUACAUUAUUAGAUAUAUUAAUUGAAGCAGAAAAACUCUUCGAAACAGAACCAUCAUUCAUUGAAGUAUCAGGGAAGUUUAUCGUUAUUGGUGAUAUCCACGGAAAUAUUGAUAUAUUGUUAAGAAUAUUUACAAAGAAUGGAUAUCCAGACAAGACAAGAUACAUAUUUUUAGGUGAUUAUGUUGAUCGAGGAGAAAAUUCAAUUGAAGUUAUUUCGAUCCUAUUUGCUUUCAAGGUAUUAUUCCCAGAAAAUAUUUAUUUAAUUCGUGGUAAUCAUGAAUCCCGUUCGAUGACAGAAUACUACGGAUUUAAGGAUGAAUGUGAUCGUUAUGCUAAUGAAGCUAUUUAUAAUGCAACAAUGAAUGCCUUUGAUAACUUGCCAAUAGGAAUUAUAUUAAAUAAUGAAGUAUUAUGCGUCCAUGGAGGCAUACCACGCAAUAUUAACUCCCGCGAAGAACUUUAUGCUAUUGCUAAAACAGACGGUGAACCAAAUCCUGGUCCUGUAACUGAUAUUUUGUGGAGUGAUCCAAAUGAUGAUGAAAAUGUUAAGGGUCAAUGUGUGCGUGGUGCAGGAUUUGUUUAUGGGCAAUGCGAUGUUAAGAACUUCUUAAAUAACUUGAAGCUCUCUUUGAUUUGCCGCUCCCAUGAACAAUGCAUGAAUGGAUAUGAUUUCCCAUUUGAAAGCCAAUGCCUCAUUACUAUUUUUAGCUCAGCAGAUUAUUGUGGAACUCACAAUUCUGCUGGAAUUUUGAAAUUUUUAGAUUCAAAUAUUUCCAACGUCAGUCUUAAUUUCUUCAAGCCGCACAGCCAAAGGAAGUAUACAUUGCCUGCGUUUGAACUCAUCAAGAAGGAUGUUUUGUCUCAUGCUGAUUUAGCCAUGAAUGAAGAAGAACCAAGUUCUCCAGAAGUGGUUAAUAGCCUACUCGACUAA
Messenger RNA from Trichomonas vaginalis G3, 1017 nucleotides. RefSeq names its product phosphoprotein phosphatase protein. Lineage: Eukaryota; Parabasalia; Trichomonadida; Trichomonadidae. Gene Ontology annotation, cellular component: cytoplasm; nucleus. Bases 1 to 1017 code for a protein of 338 amino acids. Gene Ontology annotation, molecular function: protein serine/threonine phosphatase activity. The transcript has a single exon. The record is from RefSeq and is a predicted model, not a curated record.